Molecule: messenger RNA, 383 nt
Organism: Staurois parvus
Lineage: Eukaryota; Metazoa; Chordata; Amphibia; Anura; Ranidae
Source: the annotation of a GenBank genome assembly
UGCCCCAUUAUUGGUGUCAGUGGGAGGAAUGGUGCCCCAUUAUUGGUGUCAAUGGGAGGAAUGGUGCCCCAUCAUUGGUGUCAGUGGGAGGAGUGGUGCCCCAUCAUUGGUGUCAGUGGGUGGAAUGGUGUCCCAUCAUUGGUAUUGUGGGAGGAAUAGUGUCCCAUCAUUGGUGUCAGUGGGAGGAAUAGUGCCCCAUCAUUGGUGUCAGUGGGAGGAAUAGUGCCCCAUCAUUGGGUCAGUGGGAGGAAUAGUGCCCCAUCAUUGGUGUCAGUGGGAGGAAUAGUGCCCCAUCAUUGGUGUCAGUGGGAGGAAUAGUGCCCCCAUCAUUGGUGUCAGUGGGAGGAAUAGUGCCCCAUCAUUGGUGUCAGUGGGAGGAAUAG